AUGCUGAUGAUGAUGCUGGUGGUUUACCUGGCACCGUUUUACGCCGCGCACAUGGGGCUGGAACUGGCGGCCGUGGGGGGAAUUUUCUUCCUUGCCCGCAUGUGGGACGCGGUCAUUGACCCAAUGGUCGGGUAUCUGUCGGAUCGCACUAACUCGCGUUUUGGACGAAGGAAACCCUGGAUUGCUAUCGGCACGCCGCUGCUGCUGGUGAGCGCCUAUGCGUUUUUCCAGCCGCCCGAUGGCAGUGGCCUGGCCUAUCUGGUGGUAGCAGCACUGGCGUUUUAUGCCGCCAUAACUGUGGUGCAGAUUCCCUAUCUUUCCUGGGGCGCAGAGCUGUCCCGAGAUUAUCAGCAGCGCACGAGAAUAAAUGGUUAUCGUGAGACCGGCACCAUGUUGGGCAUUAUCAUGGUCGCGCUGAUCCCUCUGGUUUUCCUGCGUGGAACCGAGCCUACAGUAGCCGACAUCGUUGAGGUGUUCACGCUGGUGGUGAUAGUGCUGUUACCGAUUACCGUACUUCCGGCACUGCUGUUGGCACCCCAACCACCCGUCAUUAAGGCACCGCGCCUGAGUAUGGCCAAGGCCCUUUACGCGCUGCGCGUCAAUCGCCCGUUUCUCCGUUUGAUGGUAGCCAGCCUGCUGAUCUGGAUCGGUGGCCAUAUCUAUAACUCCACCUCACUGUUUCUGAUGAAAGACGCGCUGGGUUUUUCCCCAGCCAACUUUUUGUGGUUUAUGGCUGUACAGUUUGUUGUGGGCGUGGUGUGUUUGCCCGCCGUGGUACACAUUGCCGGGCGCAUCGGUAAACAUCGCGCACUGAUUUUGGUUGGACUGGCGUUCUUCCUGAUACUGCCCCUUAACCUGCUAGUCGAACCCGGUAACGUUAACCAGGUGUUGUUAGUCUACGCACUGAAAGGCGCCGUAACGUCCGCCAUCUGGGUUAUCCCUCCCGCCAUGGUGGCCGACACCAUUGAACACGGUCUGCUGAAGGGCGCAGGCGACGACGCGGCCCUUUACAUGUCGCUGUAUUUUUUCAUCCAGAAGUUCUCUGCCGCGAUCGGCGUUGGAAUUGCGUUGCCGCUAGCCGCCUGGCUGGGUUUUGAUGCGCAGUUGGGUGCACAGUCUGAAUCACUGGCGGACUGA
This is a messenger RNA of Nerophis lumbriciformis (worm pipefish), 1137 nucleotides long. The record is from RefSeq and is a predicted model, not a curated record. Lineage: Eukaryota; Metazoa; Chordata; Actinopteri; Syngnathiformes; Syngnathidae.